Penicillium verhagenii is the source of this 969-nucleotide messenger RNA. RefSeq lists its product as uncharacterized. Gene Ontology annotation, cellular component: mitochondrion. The coding region runs from base 1 to 969 and encodes 322 amino acids. The record is from RefSeq and is a predicted model, not a curated record. NCBI's taxonomy places the organism in Eukaryota, Fungi, Ascomycota, Eurotiomycetes, Eurotiales, Aspergillaceae. The transcript is spliced from 2 exons.
AUGACCACGGUCUCAGAACAUGUCGCCAUGUCGACUUCGCAACACAAGCCCACCCAAGCAUGGAAUACAAGGAAUCUCGGCCUCCGACUAGGUGUCGACCUCGCCAGUGCAGCAUCUGCCGGCGCGUUAACAUGUCCGUUGAUCACCAUCAUUGAUCGCGCGAUCAUCGAGAAAGCCUCCAAGGGAUUCCCCAUCCGAGAAACAAUCACAUCCUGCCUGCGGUCCAUGGUCUCAAAACCCAGCGGCUUCUUCUUCAGCACCCCAUUCAUCCUCAUCUAUACCCUCUACACUUCAACAUAUCUCACAGCAAACUUCAUGGACACCAUCUCCUCCACCCUCCGCGACCAAUCCUUCUCCACCGUAACGGCCGGUCCCGCAAAAUUCAUCUCUACAACCGUCGUAAACAUGGCAAUCUGCGUAUACAAAGACGCGCGCUUUGCCAAACUCUUCGGCGCCAACCCUCCCCCAACAAACACCCCAGGCCAACCCAGCACAACCCCUAGCUCCAGUCCAUCCGCAGGCGCAGGCGCAUCAACAGAAGCAUCAAAAUACAGCUGCCACCCCCACCCGACAGCCAGCGCUCCGAAAAUUCCCAAAAUCUCCUACGGCCUCUUCUGUCUGCGCGACAGCAUCACAAUCUUCGCCUCCUUCAACGUCCCCUCCCUAAUCGCACCCUCAAUACCGGACUGGAUGGCCGAAACCGCCCGCAUGAAAUCUACCAUUGCCCAAUUCUCUUGUCCUGCGCUUAUGCAGUUCGCCAGUACACCCAUGCACCUUCUCGGUCUGGAUCUGUAUAACCGUCAACCACCGGGCGGUAUGCCGUGGACAGAGCGCGCGGCCCGGAUCCGCAGGGAUUAUAUUUCUAGCUCGUUUGCGCGAAUGGGCAAGAUCGUGCCGGCUUAUGGUGUUGGUGGUGUGGUGAAUGUGCGGAUGCGGGCUGCACUGAUGUCGAAGCUGGAAGGAAAUUAA